AUGAUUGUUUUUGGUAAUAAACGUACUUUAAUAUCAAAUAAUUUAUGGAAACAUUGGUUUGAAAGUGUUCCAAGUGUUAAUUCAGCACAAUUUAUAAAUGAAUGUUUAAUAAAACAAAAUCAAAUAACAGAUCAACAUCAAUCUCAAUCAACAAAACAAACAAAACAAUACACUCAUAAUAAAUACAACAAUUCUAGAAAAAUUUAUCCUCAAUAA
This is a messenger RNA of Rotaria sp. Silwood2, 216 nucleotides long. Lineage: Eukaryota; Metazoa; Rotifera; Eurotatoria; Philodinida; Philodinidae. The record is from the annotation of a GenBank genome assembly.